UUACGCUGUUAAGAUAAGAACUUUAAAAUUAUUUGUACACAUGCAGGUGCAGUGUUUUUUCACCAAAGGUUACAUUCUAACUCAAACUGGCAUAGUUUUUUUUAUUGGACUGAAAGCAUGAUUUCUACAGAAAAUCUAGUUAUAACUUUCUGCUUGACUACAUUAUGUAUUGUAUUAGUUCAAUCUCAGAUAGGCCCUCCAUACCCUGUGACAGCGGCAUGGUUCAGGGACAGAUUUUCUAGUAAUGAGUGGAGCAGCAGCCUGGAAACAUUCAAGAAACAAGGUGGUGACACCAUAUUUCUCAGGGCGCCACCUAUCAUUCAGAGAACAAGGCAGGAUAUGAUGGGGGACCUCAACUUCAUUUGGUGCGGUAGCUACAAGCAGAGCAACCCAGCCUGGGGUGAGAGGUGCUACGAUGAGGCCAUACAGGAUUUAAAUGACAUGAACCUUGUGGUGAGUGCAAUAGUCACAUACCAGUAUGAGGAAAACUUUAGCGAUGACAUAAUGCUGUGCCCAAAGUAUGACAAAAAGAUCAUCAGCUCUAGGAUCUACUACAGAAUUGUUCUUCCUGGCAAAUACACAGAAUAUAAUUCAUCAGCACCAUGCGACUAUAAGCCAGGAUCAAACGUUGUUGUCCUAUUCACCAGCUUUGCUGGCACAGAUCCACAUGAGCUGCUACUUCAGGAGGCCUACAAACAGGGACUAAAUGUUUAUUUUGGUUUGCCAGGAAUCCCAAAUAAUUUUGAUUCUGAAAUCAUGCCAGCAUACUAUGUCUGGGUGGAAAGAAUUAUACAAGAGCAUCAUUCAAGGUACAGUAACAUGAAGGCAACUGCUGAGCUCUCAAAAACAACCAACUAUCACAGUCUACAUGAUAAACCAACACUCUAUGAUGCUCUGGAAGGAUACUAUGGAACAGAUGAAUGCUGUCUUGCACAAAUAACUGCUGCCAGCCCCUAUGUUACACUAUACACCAAAAUUGGUGGCUGGGUCAAAGGUCAUGAGAAAAAGUUUGCCAUAUCUCCAUACAUAGAUCUUAACAGGUCCCAAUUAAAUGGCACAGUCACUGAUCAUGUGACAGGGUUUGUGGCUAUUGCUCAAACUAGGUCAGUGGAUAUUAUUGCUGUACAAGAAGGGAGAGGGGCAGCAAAAGGUUGUUACUAUUGGCCAAAGGAGAUCAAUGAUCCAGUGUUCCUCAGAGAUCCUGUACUCGACAAAGCUAUUCACUACCUGAACCCAACUUUGAAACCAAAUGUUACCUUUACAGAGGCUUUCUCUGCAAGCAACAGGGAGAUAUUUGCUGCUUUCCAGAAAGCACAACAAGGACUUGCAAACACAGGUGUCAAGUUUGACUUUUGGUUAAAUGCUGAGGCAUUUGAAUACCUUAGAGAUGACCCAUGUUUACCUGUUGAUGUUAUGGCUUCAGGAAUGGGUGAACUGUUAGAUCGCACAAGUAAAGAGCGCCUGGACACAGCCAUAAGUGUUGCUGGGGCUAAGGUACAAAAAAUAAUUUCCUUUGCCUGGGAUUCUGACUACAUCUGCAAAACUAGGCAAAUUAAAGCCAACCUAAAUGAAGAAAUAAUGCAAGAUCUUCAGCGCCCCAUCAUAGCUAACUGCUCUUUCAACAGCUAUCAAAAUCUUUCAGUUGUUAUACUGGGUUUUAACUUAGAUGCUGAGACUCAAGCUUUCACAGUCCAGUGGACCGACACCAGGGGAAGAAACAGAACCAAUAAUAUCCAUGGAUACUUAUUUGAGUUGGAUUAUGGUGAGCGUCACAACCUAGUCUCAUCACUCCAGUAUGUCAUGUUAUGGAACAUCCAGGAAAUGGUUCUGUCCCUAGCACCUAAAGGCACUAUUGAGGUUUCAGCAGAUAGUGCAAGACAAUCUUGUUACUUUGAUUAUGACUUACCUUACUGACACUAUCAUAUCUACAGUAGUGCACAAAUACUUAACAUUAAUUACAAUCAAAUUAUGUUAUAUUGAUGCUUUGGCUUCAACA
Molecule: messenger RNA, 1996 nt
Organism: Biomphalaria glabrata
Lineage: Eukaryota; Metazoa; Mollusca; Gastropoda; Planorbidae
Exons: 1
Coding region: 118-1914 (598 amino acids)
Source: RefSeq, a predicted model, not a curated record